Molecule: messenger RNA, 1837 nt
Organism: Bipolaris sorokiniana ND90Pr
Lineage: Eukaryota; Fungi; Ascomycota; Dothideomycetes; Pleosporales; Pleosporaceae
Exons: 3
Coding region: 304-1662 (452 amino acids)
Source: RefSeq, a predicted model, not a curated record
CGGACGUAGUAUAUAAGUUGUUGUAACGUUCGCCUCGUAUUGAAGGUCAGCAACUUCGACAUCAUCAAGUCAACAGUAGCAUCCAGCAAUCUUUCCCUUCGCUUUCUCAGCACCUUUUUUUACAUUCAUUCGCCCAGGUUGGCAGUUAUUUUUAACUUUUUAACAACACCCAAUCAAGAGCUAGUUCUCUCGUUGUUUGUCCUUCCUACCCCCCAGUUCAUACCGUAUUACGACCGAUAAAAUUUAACUUUGUACCCUUACACGAUUACCCUUUUUGGAAUAUACACCUGCAAAUCAUCCAACAUGGUCUCCAAGGUUUUCAUCAUCGCGGCUGUCAUUGCCUACGUCGAGGCUCGCUUCGGACAGGAGCAAGUUCCUAUUGCAGCCAUCAGCGACGUUCAAGGUGGUGCAGGCGGCGCUGCUGCUACCAUUGCGGGAGCUGCCAUUUCUGACUUGCUGGGUGGAGCCAACUCUUGCGACAAGCUCGUCCGCGCUGACCAAAUCUUCACUGAGCUCGGUGGUGGUGCUGAUGCCCUCGCUGCCGCUAUUGGCAUGGUAACAGCAGAGAAGAACACCAACCCCUUCGCCAACGGCAACGUUCAGAAUGUCUGUGGUGAUGCCUCACUUCCUGUUACCCCCGAGCUCCGUGGUAUCACUCCCCUCAUUGAUCCUGCUGUGGAUGUCAAUGGCGAUGCCGCCACUCUUAGCCAGAGUUCUGCUGCUAAUCCCCUUGCCGCUGACGGGCUGAGUGUGUUUGAUCUCAUGGAUCAGGCUGGACUUGGCGACUUGGUCGUGAGCCAGGCUUCUGCUGGUGGUGCGGGUGGUGCCGCUGCAGGAGGUGCUGCAGCUGCUGGUAACGGAAACGCAGCUGCUGGUAACGGAAACGCCGCCAACAACAAUGCCAAUAACAAUGCCAAUAACAAUAACAAUGGCGCUGCCGGAAACCAAGCUGCUGCUGGCAACAACGCUGCUGCUUGCGACAGCAAUGCUGCUACUGGUAACGGAAACGCUGCUGCUGGUAACGGAAACGCUGCCAACAACAACAAUGCCGGCAACCAGAACAACAACAACAACGCCAACGAGGAUGCUGCUGAAGAAGACGACGACAACAACAACCAGCAGAACAACGCCAAUGCUGGCAACCAGAACAACGCCAAUGCUGGCAACCAGAACAACGCCAACGCCGGUAACCAGAACCAGAACAACAACGCCAACGCCGGUAACCAGAACAACAACAACGCCGAUGCUGGUGCUGGUGCUGGUGCUGGUGCCGGCGCGGGAGCCGCAGCCGGCGGCGCAGACUUCGGUCUCUGCACCCCAACCAUCACCUUCCAAGGCGGGGAGAACGGACGCCCCGCCGACGAAUUCACCUUCCAAAUCGCGGACCCCGUUGCACGCGGCGGCCAAGGCGAAGCCCUCAACCCGGACAUCAUCACCAACGCCCUCUGCAAUCAGCUCACCAACGUCUGCGAGGCCAACGACGCCGCCGUCGCCCAGUGCGAGAGCGCUGCCGCUGCUGUCCAGGGCGGAACCCGCAACAAGGCUCUUGCUGAUGAGUUCAACACGCUUAUUGGAUUCCCUGGUGCGGUUACCAACCCUGAUGGUGGGCCUGAGGAUGUUGCUGCUGCCAAGCGUUCCAUGCGUAGGGGGUUGAGGUUGUAAGGAAUACGGGGAAGCUCGUUACGAGAUGGCUGAAACCAUAGGGGGGAAGGAAAGAGCAGGGGUCAGGGGGUUGGGGGUUGAGGAUUUUUGUUGAGGAGCGGAGACUGGAUGCUACUGCUACUGCUGGACUUGAUGAAGUUACUCAUCAUCUAAAAAUUUGUUUUCUUUAUACGUU